AAUGCUUCACCCAUGUCGCUACCAGCGCCUGGUCUCGUUCGCUCGCACGACGUGUCGCGCGUUGUCGGCGGAUGCACACUCGAACAGUGCAUCCCCCUCGUCUGACUCUAUUUUCACCACCUCUGAUUCUCCAUGGGACCAUGUCUUCGCUGACAUCGACUCCGUACGUCCCCUCCCACCCGCAUCCGCCCGUGGCCCUUCCCGCCUUUCCGGGCACUCAGCUGGAAACUCUUCGAAUGCGGCAUCCAACUCCUCUCUCCUAGGUCGGUCUGGUGGCAAGGUCCGCAGGCAAGCCAUGACAGCACAAGAAAUCAGUGCAUUUGACGAGAUGUUCAAUAUGAUAUUCAACGCCGUCUCUGAUCGGCAAGCCGCUUCCAAGUCAUCGUCACAGUCUCUCGGCCACCAGCCACCCAGCAUUGGUCCUUCCUCUUCUGCCGCACCACUCAAUAUAUUCCGGACGCUCCGUCGGCAUUCGUCUCGUGUCCGGUGGACCACUGCGUCAGACGAGGAGCUCGAUCGUAAGAAAGAAGAAAUGGAACUCUGCGAUACAGACCAGGAGCUUCUCGAGUGGGCAGCGAGAGAGGUGUUUUCAGAGUCUCAAAAAUAUGUAGAGAACGCACAAAAAGCGCUGGAGCCUGCUAAUGCCGGCGGCAGAUCUUCCCUGGACAACGUCCAGGACAUAGAGACGCCAGGCUCGACCAACAGGUCUGCACAAAUACCACCCCUCCAACCCCCCACGUACCCGUACUUGCUCGCACACCUCAUGAAACUCUUCCGAACCACCUAUGCAAACCCAUCACUUUCCCUUUGCAUAUUUACAUAUGCAUCUCGUCUCUCUAUCCCAUCGUAUGUGUUCGGCUGUACUGCUCCGGUGUACAACGAACUCAUACUGGCGAAAUGGGAGGGUUGGGCCGACCUACCUGGUAUCUGCACGGCACUGGAAGAAAUGAGACUGAACGGGGUGAGAGGAGACAGUCUCACCAAAUCAAUUAUCGAGAAGAUCAGGCGGGAAGUGGCAGAGGCGCAGCCAUUUGAACUGAGUAGUGUUAGCAACCCGGCAAUGCAUGCAACCGAUACGAACCUCCUAGCGCGACGUCUCUGGGUCAACCUUGGAGAGACCGAUGUCGUACGACUCCUCACGCGAAUUGAACAACUCUCUCUCAAAGAAACUGUGCGCCGAACGCGGUCAUCCGUAGGAGGCAAGCCGGUUCUCGGUCGAGAAUCUUGGAAAACAGAGUUUCUAGAUCCCGGAACGAAAGAUGACGGUUGGGAGUUUGAUAGUUGGAGUCGACCGCAGAAGAGUAAGGGGAAGAAGAGUCAGGGGAGGGCGUCAGGCAAGCGCCAAGAGGUCUCACUCGCCGAUGUGUGUAGCAGUCCCCAAUCAGCUGAUUCAAACCACGGCUGGUUGGGCUUGUUGGACUUGGAUCAUAGUAACACACAUCAGUAGCCCAGGGUUUGCUAUGUUACACUACGAGCGCUUUAAUUGGAUCUCUACACCCAUGAGUUCUUACCCCUUAGUGAAUAUACUCUGUUAUGAU
Messenger RNA from Pisolithus orientalis, 1538 nucleotides. RefSeq lists its product as uncharacterized. The transcript has a single exon. Gene Ontology annotation, cellular component: mitochondrion. The record is from RefSeq and is a predicted model, not a curated record. The annotation marks the transcript as partial. NCBI's taxonomy places the organism in Eukaryota, Fungi, Basidiomycota, Agaricomycetes, Boletales, Pisolithaceae.